GUGACUAUACUUAUUAUAUGAUCAAUAGUACGCGUUUAAUUAUUUUGACAUACGCACUUGCAUAUAUACGUUUAACUUCAAGAUAUGUAUUCGUUCUUUUUUUAAUGCCUUAUAUUAUUAUUAUACCUACAGAUUAUCACAAAUAAGAUUACUGAUAAAAAUGUUAUUACUACAUUAUUAAUAUAAUUGAUAAUGAGUGAUCAUGAAAAUAAAUUCAGUGUUUGGUAUUUUACUCAUCAUUACCUCAGUAUUAGCUGGCAAAAAAAAUAUUAUAAAAACUUCUCAAAUGGAAUCCUGGAUAUCAACGGGCAAUUUUACGACGCUAAUUAAAAGAUCAUUCUUUUAUUCUACGUGCUGUAAUAUCUUUUUAAGUGAAUCGAUUCACAAUGAAGUGCUAUUCCGUCAAUUUAUAAAUAUUUAUCCGUAUGAAUAUCUACUGCGUCAAAAUAUGUAUGAAUGCCAAAGCUACUUUGUACUUGGAUCGAUGGAUGACGAAAUAGAAAAAGAUAUACAAAAAAUACCCUCACAUAUAUCAACGACAGAAAUUCUCAUUAUUGUUAAUGGUGAAUUGAAAAAUAAUUCAAGACUUUUGAAUGUUUCUUUAUAUGAAAAUUCUAAUGCAAACAUCGUAUCAAAAUCCGGAAUCUGGACUUUAUCAAAAAAUUACUUGAGGCCCAGAUUCUUUCUAAAUGUGAACAGUUACGAGGACUUGACAUCCGAACUCGAUAUAAUUAAUUUAAAAGGUCGAGAACUACAAGUUUGUACGUUUUAUCAGCCACCCGUUUCUUAUCUUUAUAGAACGACCAAGAAAAUAAUUAAUGGUAUCGAAGAAGAAGUUUUCCUAACAGAUAAUGACAAAGAAAUGGAUGGGAUAGAAAUACAAAUAUUUCUGCUUAUAGCGGAAAAGUUGAAUUUUACUUGGACACUAAGAAAACCGCAAGGAACUUACAGAUACGGUCGACGUGUAAAUGAUACAUAUUGGAAUGGUGGUGUCAUUCAACUUUUAAUGGAAAAAAAGAUUGAUCUAGCAUUCGGCAGCAUCUGGUUAACGCCUAAUCACAGUAAUUUUGUAAACAUGUCAGAACCAUGGUAUCAGAUGUUUAUGCAUUUUUUGGUACCCCGACCGCGACCAAUCACCAAUUUCUGGGCACUCACGAGACCUUUUCCAAUAGAUUGUUGGCUACUUCUAAUAAUCUUGUUGAUCGCAAUGAGCAUAUAUAUGUGUACACGUGCUAGAAUUGAUCCAAAAUUUCCGAAACGUUUUCGGAGUAUUAUCUGCACGAUUACAGAAUUAAUAGGUCGUUUGUUAGGCACGUGGGUACCCAGAAACACCGCCAAUGCUAGGUUCGAACUGCAUUUAUGGCAAACUGCAGGGGUCGUAUUAGUGACCGCUUAUUGUAGUAGUCUUGCAGCCAGACUCGCGAGUUCAGAAUACGAAAACAGAAUCGACACAGUAUAUCAAUUUCUCGAAGCAAAUUUAACAUGGAGUCGAAAAGUAGAACCAAAUUAUUACGACUACUUCGAUAUGAAUGAUCCUUAUUCAAGUCAAUUACCGAAAAAAUACGUAACUAUAAAGGAUCCUAAAAUGUUACAAACAUUAAUCAAGAAGGGUAAUUAUGCAAUUAUCGGAAAAAUUAUAGGAUCGAUCUUCUUUCCUGAAGAUCAAAUUUCUAACGAGGAUCUUAAAAACUAUAGAUUGAUGAAGCAAAUGAUAGGCAACUAUUACUCAGCUUUUGCAGUCCAACCAUGGCUAUUACGACCGGUUGACAAGAUUAUAGCAUGGUUGAGAGAGUCAGGCAUUACUUAUUUUCAUCUAAAUGAUGUCCUUCAUCGAAAAGCUAAUUUCAAUCUUCGCGAAGUGCUGAAAGAAUAUGAUAAUCUCGACAAAAGCGCCAGGGUCUUAGGAUUAAUGCCGUUAGGCGCCGGAUUUACAGCGCUCAUUGUGGGUCUUCUAAUAUCUACAAUAAUAUAUUUCUAUGAAUUGAAGCAAGCUGCUGGUUCGCGAUCAAUUCGCGAAGUUUUUCGAGAAAUACAAAAGAGACGAGAGGGAUAUGAAUUAUUAGCGUAUAAGAGAAAGAUAAAGAGAAAGAAAAGGAGUAUCGGAGAGAAAUUGAGUUAAUACACAGUUCGCACACACACACAAGCAAUAAAAAUUUUAAUUUACCUGUAAUCAGGUCUGUCGAAUACAUUGUAAAUACCGAAUUUGCGCAAAAAUCCAAAGAUAAAAUUUCUUAUAAUUUACAUCACUA
Molecule: messenger RNA, 2249 nt
Organism: Nylanderia fulva
Lineage: Eukaryota; Metazoa; Arthropoda; Insecta; Hymenoptera; Formicidae
Product: Ionotropic receptor 67b
Cellular component (GO): membrane
Molecular function (GO): ligand-gated monoatomic ion channel activity
Source: RefSeq, a predicted model, not a curated record